Messenger RNA from Gossypium raimondii (Peruvian cotton), 1058 nucleotides. Its product is annotated as methylesterase 17. The record is from RefSeq and is a predicted model, not a curated record. Gene Ontology annotation, molecular function: methyl jasmonate esterase activity; methyl indole-3-acetate esterase activity; methyl salicylate esterase activity. The coding region runs from base 17 to 922 and encodes 301 amino acids. Gene Ontology annotation, biological process: salicylic acid metabolic process; jasmonic acid metabolic process. NCBI's taxonomy places the organism in Eukaryota, Viridiplantae, Streptophyta, Magnoliopsida, Malvales, Malvaceae. The transcript has 4 exons.
ACUACCCCAACUAUAAAUGCAGAAUCAGCAAGGGUGUGUGGCUGAGUUUCCAAAGCAACUGAUUUUGCCUUGUCCAGCAAAACAAAAAGCAGCCAUGGAAGAGGAGGUGACGAUGAGUAUGACAGAAAAGGAAACAGCAGCCAUGAAUAAUCCACACUUCGUGCUGGUUCAUGGUCUUGGUGGAGGAGCUUGGUGCUGGUACAGAAUCAAGUGCCUCAUGGAGAUUUCUGGUUACAAGGUUUCAUGCAUAGACCUCAAAGGCGCAGGGACUGAUCGCUCUGAUGCUAAUUCUAUUGUAUCUUUUGAUGAUUAUAACAAGCCUCUCAUGGACUUCAUGUCUGCCUUGCCUCAUUCUGAACAGGUAAUAUUGGUAGGUCAUAGUGCUGGAGGGUUAAGUGUAACGCAAGCCACUCACAAAUUCGCCAACAAAAUCCGUCUGGCGGUGUAUGUAGCAGCCACCAUGCUAAAAUCAGGCUUCUUGACUGAUCAAGAUACCAAAGAUGGAGUACCUGAUUUUUCCCAAUUUGGUGAUGUGUACGAAUUGGGAUUUGGAUUGGGAGCUGAGCAGCCUCCAACCACUGCCAUGGUGAAAAAGGAAUUCCAACGUAAAAUCAUCUAUCAAAUGAGCCCUCAAGAGGAUUCGACUCUAGCAGCACUGCUUUUAAGGCCAGGACCGACCCUAGCAUUGCAGAGUGCUCGAUUCAAAGAAGAUGGGGAAAUGGUGGAGAAAGUGGGGCGGAUAUACAUUAAGACGAUGCAUGAUAAUGUUAUAAAACCAGAGCAACAGGAGGCGAUGAUAAAGAAAUGGCCGCCAUCUCAAGUGCAUGUUUUGGAUAGUGACCACAGCCCCUUUUUCUCUGCCCCUUUUUCACUCUUCGGCCUACUCCUUAAAGUUGCAGCAACUUCAGCUGGAUAUAAGUAGUUAGUACCCCCCACCCCCAUUUCUAUAAAAGUCAAUGCCUCAUUCUUGUGUUGCUAUUUUUAGAGUGUGAAAUCCAUCAAUCAAUCAUGGAACCUACAUUUCCUCAUAAAUAAUGAUUUCAUGAUUUUCCUUUGAA